Molecule: messenger RNA, 13278 nt
Organism: Lutra lutra (Eurasian river otter)
Lineage: Eukaryota; Metazoa; Chordata; Mammalia; Carnivora; Mustelidae
Gene: AKAP13
Product: A-kinase anchoring protein 13
Exons: 39
Coding region: 224-8770 (2848 amino acids)
Biological process (GO): regulation of Rho protein signal transduction; positive regulation of canonical NF-kappaB signal transduction; adrenergic receptor signaling pathway
Cellular component (GO): actin cytoskeleton; membrane
Molecular function (GO): guanyl-nucleotide exchange factor activity; MAP kinase scaffold activity
Source: RefSeq, a predicted model, not a curated record
GGUUGGGCUGUGUGCAGGGCCAGCGCCGAGCCGGAGCAGCCGCGGUGAAGCUUCUGGGCUCCGCUGAGACCGCCGUGCCCGCUCGUUGCCUCGGCCGCCGCUGCCUCAAGCCGUCGCCGCCGCCGGGUGAGCGGCUGCCUAUUGUCCUUCUCGGUGGCGACGGUGCGGAGCUGCUCCGGCUGGGCCCGCGGGGGAGCCCCGGGCGCCGCACGUGUCCUGGGUCAUGAAACUUAAUCCACAGCAAGCUCCAUUAUAUGGCGAUUGUGUGGUUACCGUGUUGCUGGCUGAAGAGGACAAAGUUGAGGAUGAUGUAGUUUUUUACUUGGUAUUUUCGGGUUCCACCCUCCAUCACUGCACAAGUACUCGGAAGGUCAGCGCUGAUACGCUGGAGACCAUUGCUCCUGGUCACGACUGCUGUGAGACCGUGAAGGUGCUGCUCUGUGCUUCCAAGGAGGGCCUUCCCGUGUUUGUGGUGGCCGAAGAAGACUUCCAGUUCAUCCAGGAUGAGGCGUACGAUGCAGCCCAGUUCCUCGCGACCAGUGCUGGGAAUCAGCAGGCCCUGAACUUCACUCGUUUUCUUGACCGAUCAGGACCCCCAUCUGGGGAUGUGAAUUCCCUUGACGAGAAGGUCGCCCUGGCAUUCAGACACCUGAAGCUGCCGGCGGAGUGGAACGUGUUGGGGACGGAUCAGACUUUGCAGGAUGGUGGUCCCCGGGAGACGCUGAUGCAUUUUGCCGUGCGGCUGGGGCUGCUGAGGUUGACGUGGUUCCUGUUGCAGAAGCCAGGUGGCCGAGGGGCUCUCAGCAUCCACAACCAGGAAGGAGCGACACCUGUGAGCCUGGCCUUGGAGCGGGGUUAUCACAAGCUGCACCGGCUCCUAACUGAGGAGAAUGCUGGGGAACCAGACUCCUGGAGCAGUUUAUCCUAUGAAAUCCCGUAUGGAGACUGCUCUGUGAGGCAUCAUCGAGAGUUGGACGUCUAUACCUUAACCUCUGAGUCUGAAACACGUCAUGAAGUCCCAUUUCCUGGAGACAGUUGCACUGGACAUAUUUUUAAACUUAUGAACAUCCAACAGCAGCUAAUGAAAACAAAUGUUAAGCAGAUGGACAGUCCUCUGCCCUUAAUGGUGACGGCACAGGAUCCUUCAAGUCUGCCCAGUGCCCGAGAUCCAGAUGGCCGGUUUCUUUGCUGCACGUCAGAUCCCAGGGACAGCCAGCAGCGCUCGUCUCUGCCCGAAGACCCUGAGCCUCAUCCGUGUGGCCACGGGAGCACUGUGGGGGAGACUGAAAGUUCCUCCAGUUUGUCAGGUGUGGCUGCGGAAGAGAAUACAGACUGUUCCUAUAAGAAGGAAACCGAAGGUGUGGGGGGAGCAGGGGAUGAGGCGGAGCCCUCACUUACUGUGGACUGUGGAGUGGUGUCUGAUCCCAGCAGCCGCCUUCUGAGCAUACCUGCUUGUGGAGGAGAGGCCACAGGAGACUUUCCAUCCGGUCAAGUCAGAAAUGGAGAAACUGGAACAAAAUCUUCUGCACUGGUCACAGACCAGGAGUCUCUAAGCACUGGAGACCACCUCCUGCAGGGAGACAUGGCCAUGCAACCGGGCUCCGCUCCCACUCCACAUUUCUCUGGAGGGGAACUGGCAGUCAGCGUCCCAGGGACUGCAGGGGAGACAGAACGUGGUCUCCCGAACGUCGACGCCGCCAUCCAGAAGGAUGUGCUUGAAGUAAGGGAAGGUACAAAGGAAAAGUUUGAGGACUCUCCUAUCAGCACAGCCAGAGCCUCUGACGUAAAAGUCAUAAGUCAGCCUGCAGAUAAAGCCGCUGCUCCCAACGGCGUCUCUGCCACCGGCUCCCCGGGUGCUAAUGAACCUGCUGAGUCUUUACUUGCAUCUAGGAAGGGAGAAGCCUCCCCUGUGAAAACUGCAGAGACAGAAGCUUCAAGAAGUUGUGAAGGGAAUGCUGGGGCUCCCGUGGGUCAGAGCUCCCCAGUAGCUCCAGCUGCUGCAGAAGACACGACUUCAGAUGGGCUCAGUCCUUCUGCUCCCUUGGCAGGCACAAGUGAGGCAGCGUCCCCCUCCCAUCUGACCUUCCCAGGGCCACGAAAAGACGCGCCGAACAAGAAAUCGGAAACUGAUUCAUCUCCCAUUCAGAGCCAGAUCAGCCAAUCACCCCUCUGUUCUACACCUGGAGGGGACACUCCGUGUGCCACCCCUGCCUGUGGGCAGAGCACAGUGACUGCUGGGGGCGUCCUGGCUGCGGAACACUGUGGUGGCAUAGGUACCCAGCCCGAGGGCACUGCCCCAGGACUGCCCCCCACACAGCAUCUCCCCCCGGCCCUCUGCUGUGAAGGUCCCCAGGCUCACACAGCCACCCCUGACCCUCCAAGAGGCACCCAGGAACAGGAGGAAUUUUGUCCUCUUGAAGUUUCAGAUAAAAAAGGCCAGAGAAAAGAUUGGAACCUCGGAACAGCUUUAACAAAUAUGCUUGAGGUGCAGCCACAGGUGCUUGUCCCCAGCACCGAGGAAGAACUGGUACCAGACCAGGCUGUGACAUCAGACAAGACUUCUCUGGCAAGCGGGCCAGGCAGUGAAUCAGUAACCAAAGAUGACGCACUUUCUCUUGUCCCCUCCCAGAAAGAAAAGGGAACAGCAACUUCUGAACUGCAUACGGCUACAGAUGGUGGAGAUGGCCCAGGCGGAGAUUGGAGCGGUCCUGAGAAGCAGCCCUCAGAAGACGGUGCCAUAGGCCUGCCCGCACCCUCCACUGCUCUCCAUUGUCAGCCCAGAAUGGGGAAUACCAGCCCCAUGGGACUUAGUGGGGAACAUGGGGCUCCCCGCCUUUCAGCAGCCCCCGAAGUUCUGGAUCUUGAAGGGGGCACCGACGCUUCUCUGCUGUGUGCGGGUAAGGCCACUGUGGCCUCCAAUUCCGUUCUGACUGAGGUGGGAAAAACUGAGGUGGUUCUGGAAAGCUCUGAAGCUCAAGGACAAGAUAGCAGGGAUAAAGCAGUGACUUGUGCCUCUGUUAAGGAAGACACUUGUUCCUCAGGAGCGUUUCAGGAAGAGCAGAGAACACCACCUCCUGGACAGGAGGCACUGGGGUUCUGCGGAGAGCGGAGUUCGGCUGUCUGCGCUGAGGACAGAGCACUUGAGCGCAGCAGUCCCCGGGGCGCACCCUUGGCCUGCCUGAAUGCAGAAACUGAGCAUAACCAGGAAGUGGCCCCGCCAGUCUCGCUGCUGACUGAAGGUGGGGCUGCACAGAGCCUGGUGCCACGGGGAGCAAGUCUGGCUGCAGACCCACACCAGGAAGCCUCGGGUGCAGAGCAGAGCGGCUCGGCUGCAUUGCCAGGUGUGUCACCAGAUGGGGCUGGGGCUCUUGCUUGCAGUCGGUCUUCUGCUCUGGAUAUUGGUGUGCAGAACCCUGAAUCCCAAGGUAAAAGCCGUGCUGGUGAGGUGAGCGGAAAUGUGGGGUUGGAUGUUUCGGUGGUUGAUGCCACAGAAGAUACUGUCGGGGCCAGAAGAGAGGCUGUAUCACACAUCGCCCAGGACCUCCCGAUUUCAGAAGCCUUGAGCCAGGAGAAGACUGUGGUCCUGGAUUUGCCGGGAGCUUCAGCAGACAAAGGUGUGCUGGGAUUGCGGGGCACCGCCGCCCCCGAGAUGGUGCCUGUCGGUUGGAAGGAGGCAGACAGCGGUGGCGUGGCCGAUGGCAGCAGGGCACAGGUGGAUGCCGACGCGCGCCACGUCCUCCAGCAACCACCUGCCAGAGAGCUCCCCACCGACUCCGGACUCUCAAACAGUGGUGAGCCGGCCCCAGGCAGGGCAGGGGGCACUCCCCCUCUGCCCUGGGCCGUGUCUCUGCCCGAAGGAGCAGGCUCCAUUGAGGAGGCUGCGAGUCGCAUAGUGGAGGCCGUCCUGGACCAAGUCAAGUCCUCAGGAGCCCUGAUCACUGGGCAGGGGACUGGUCACAUGUCACCGUCCAGCCCUUCAGACUCAGGCCCAGUGACUGAGCAUCCAGAGAGUGCUUCUGCAGGGAAAGGGAGCUCUUUUCUGCCUGGGCGGACCCCACACAUGGGCAGUAUCUGCGAAGAAGCCCCUGGCAGCCUUGCAGGGGGUUUGGCUGAAAGGGAGAAGCUGGAGAAGCUGGUUCUGGCCGCUGAAGGAUCUGGGCCCGCAGUAGAAAUGCCAGACUUGAAAGCUGCAGAUGAAGUGGAUUGUCUGAGUAAUGCCAGGGCGAGCUCGGCCUCUGCAGAGGUGGUCGUAGGAGCCGCAGCUGCCACGCCUGACGUGAAGCAAGGCCUGGCGACCCAGGCGAUAAAUCGAGAAAGCUGGUGUACGAUAAAGCCGUGCCCCGAUACAGCACCUCUGUUGGCCCCCACAGAGAGCUCAGAAUGUGAGAACUUCCUGGAUGUUGGACUGGGCAGAGAGUGUGCCUCAAAACAAGGAGUCCUCAAAAGAGAAUCCGGCAGUGACUCUGACCUCUUUCACUCACCCAGUGAAGAAGUGGACAGCAUCAUCUUCCCCAAGCCGGAGGAAGAGCCGCUGGUCUGUGACAUCACCGGAUCCAGUUCGUCCACCGACGACACUGCUUCCCUGGAUCGACAUUCUUCUCACGGCAGUGAUGUGUCCCUCCCCCAGAUUUCAAAUUUGAACAGGUCCAGAGGUCAGCAGGGUCUUGACGGCUUCUACAGCCAUGGCGUGGGAGCUGAGGGUCGAGAGAGCGAGGGCGAAGCUGCCGGCUCAGGUGAGAUGGAGGAGGAGGAAAUGGACAGCAUCACCGAGGUGCCCGCGAACUGCUCUGUGCUGAGGAGCUCCAUGCGCUCCCUGUCCCCUUUCCGGAGGCACAGCUGGGGUCCUGGGAAGAACUCGGCCAGCGAUGCAGAAAUGAACCAGCGCAGUUCAUUGCGAGUUCUGGGGGAUGUUGUCAGGAGACCUCCCAUUCAUAGGAGAAGUAUGAGCUGGUGUCCCUCUGGUGUGCACUACUCUGCUGUCCUGAGUGCUGACUUUAAUUAUAGAAGUUUCAGCCUAGAAGGCUUGACAGGAGGAGCUGGUGUCGGAAGCAAGCCAUCUUCAUCUCUAGAUGUGAACUCCUUAAACACCAAAGAGCUCAGGCACCCUUUCGGUGGUGAAGAAAGGGGUGACUCUUUGAUGUCACUUUCAGAAGAGGAUCUGGAAUCAGGCCAGAGAGAGCACAGGAUGCUUGAGCAGCAGGCAUGUCACAGAGCUAAACAACAGGGAUUCAAUUACUGUACAUCAGCCAUUUCCUCUCCACUAACAAAAUCCAUCUCAUUAAUGACAAUCAGCCAUCCUGCAUUGGACCCCCAGCCUCGGAUGCAGCCAGCAAGGCGGGUGUCCUUCUCCGUCCGCAUCUCUCCACACCUCCUUAAGUCUAAAACCCUUUUCUCUCCUGGCUCUUCUUACUCGAGUGACGAGGAGGAGGAGUUGCCUAAUUCACGGUCUUUCCACGGUACCAGCGCCAACCUGACUGAGAGCAUAACAGAAGAGACCUAUAGUUUCCUGCCACAAAGCCCCUCCAAGAAAGAUUUUGAAGGGAAGAGUGGAACAAAAGUCAGUCGCACAUUCAGCUACAUCAAGAAUAAAAUGUCCAGCAGUAAGAAGAGCAGAGAAAAGGAGAAAGAGAAAGAGAAGAUCAAGGAGAAGGAGAAAGAUUUGAAGGAGAAAGAAAAGGAUAAGAAGACGGUCAACGGGCACACUUUCAGUUCCAUUCCUGUCGUGGGUCCGAUCAGCUGUAGCCAGUGCGUGAAGCCUUUCACCAGCAAGGAUGCCUACACGUGUGCAGGUUGCGGUGCAUUUGUCCACAAAGGCUGCAGAGAAAGCCUGGCCUCCUGUGCAAAGGUCAAAAUGAAGCAGCCCAGAGGGAGCCUUCAGGCACAGGACACGUCUUCGCUGCCAACAGUCAUCAUGAGAAGCAAGCCCUCACAGCCCAAGGAGCGGCCUCGAUCUGCAGUCCUCCUGGCGGAUGAAGCCACUGCCAUUCCCAUGUUUGCCAACAGACGGUCCCAGCAGAGUGUCUCACUCUCCAAAAGUGUCUCCAUACAGAACAUUGCUGGAGUUGGCAAUGACGAGAACAUAUCAAACACCUGGAAAUUCCUGUCUCAUUCAACAGACUCACUCAAUAAAAUCAGCAAGGUCAAUGAGUCAACAGAGUCGCUAACUGACGAGGGAGUAGGUACAGACAUGAAUGAAGGACAGCUAAUGGGGGACUUUGAGAUGGAAUCCAAGCAACUAGAAGCCGAGUCCUGGAGUCGCAUCGUAGACAGCAAGUUUCUGAAACAGCAAAAGAAAGAUGUGGUCAAACGACAAGAAGUGAUUUACGAGUUGAUGCAGACCGAGUUGCACCACAUCCGGACGCUGAAGAUCAUGAGCGACGUGUACAGCCGCGGGAUGAUGACGGAGCUGCUCUUCGAGCAGCAGACGGUGGAGAAGCUGUUCCCCUGCUUGGACGAGCUGAUCAGUAUCCAUAGCCAGUUCUUCCAGAGGAUCCUGGAGCGGAAGAAGGAGUCUCUGGUGGAUAAAAGCGAAAAGAACUUUCUCAUCAAGAGGAUGGGAGAUGUGCUGGUGAAUCAGUUUUCAGGGGAGAACGCAGAGCGCUUAAAGAAGACGUAUGGCAAGUUCUGUGGGCAGCACAACCAGUCUGUGAACUACUUUAAAGACAUUUAUACCAAGGAUAAGCGGUUCCAGGCAUUCGUGAAGAAGAAGAUGAGCAGCGCCGUGGUGAGGAGGCUGGGCAUCCCAGAGUGCAUAUUGCUGGUGACCCAGCGGAUCACCAAAUACCCAGUUUUAUUCCAAAGAAUACUGCAGUGUACCAAAGACAAUGACGUGGAGCAGGAGGAUCUGGCUCAGUCCCUGAGCCUGGUGAAGGACGUGAUAGGAGCUGUGGACAGCAAAGUGGCAAGUUACGAAAAGAAAGUGCGUCUCAAUGAGAUUUAUACGAAGACAGACAGCAAGUCGAUCAUGCGGAUGAAGAGCGGCCAGAUGUUUGCCAAGGAGGAUCUGAAGCGGAAGAAGCUUGUGCGGGACGGGGGUGUGUUUCUGAAGAACGCGGCCGGAAGGUUGAAAGAGGUUCAAGCAGUUCUGCUUACCGACAUUUUAGUGUUCCUUCAAGAGAAAGACCAGAAAUACGUCUUUGCAUCAUUGGACCAGAAAUCCACUGUGAUCUCAUUAAAGAAGCUGAUUGUCAGGGAAGUGGCCCACGAGGAGAAAGGUUUAUUCCUCAUCAGCAUGGGGAUGAAGGACCCCGAGAUGGUGGAGGUGCACGCCGGCUCCAAGGAGGAACGGAACAGCUGGAUCCACAUCAUUCAGGACACGAUCAACACUCUGAACAGAGACGAAGAUGAAGGAAUUCCUAGCGAGAACGAGGAAGAGAAGAGGCUGCAGGACACCAAAGCCCGAGAGCUGAAAGAGCAACUCCAGCAGAAGGACCAGCAGAUCCUCCUCCUCCUGGAAGAGAAGGAGAUGAUUUUCCGAGACAUGACCGAGUGCAGCACCCCCUUGCCGGAGGAUUGCUCCCCAACGCACAGCUCUCGGAUCCUCUUCCGCUCCAACACAGAAGAGGCUCUCAAAGGAGGACCUUUAAUGAAAAGUGCAAUAAAUGAGGUGGAGAUCCUUCAAGGUUUGGUGAGUGGAAGCCUGGGAGGCACGCUGGGGCCGGCGGUCAGUAGCCCUGUUGAGCAGGAAGGCAUGGUGGGUCCUGUCUCCUUGCCCCGGAGAGCAGAGACCUUUGGAGGAUUUGACAGCCAUCAGAUGAACGCUUCAAAAGGAGGUGAGAAGGAAGAGGGAGAGGACGGCCAGGAUCUGAGGAGAACCGAGUCGGACAGCGGUCUGAAAAAGGGUGGAAAUGCUAACCCGGUGUUUAUGCUUAAAAGAAACAGUGAGCAGGUGGUCCAGAGUGUCGUUCACCUCCACGAGCUCCUCAGCGCGCUGCAGGGCGUGGUGCUGCAGCAGGACAGCUACAUCGAGGACCAGAAGCUGCUGCUGGCCGAGCGCGCGCUCACCCGGAGCUCGUCGCGCCCCAGCUCCCUGGUGGAGCAGGAGAAGCAGCGCAGCCUGGAGAAGCAGCGCCAGGACCUGGCCAACCUGCAGAAGCAGCAGGCGCAGCACCUGGAGGAGAAGCGGCGGCGCGAGCGAGAGUGGGAGGCGCGCGAGCGGGCGCUGCAGGAGCGCGAGGCGCGGCUGGCGCAGCGUGAGCAGGACGUGCGGCGCGGCCAGCAGGACCUGGAGCGCGAGCGCGACGAGCUGCAGCUCCGCAAGGGCGCCUACCAGUGCGACCUGGAGAGGCUGCGCGCCGCGCAGAGGCAGCUGGAGCGGGAGCAGGAGCAGCUGAGGCGCGACGCCGAGCGGCUCAGCCAGAGGCAGGCGGAGCACGACGCCCAGCAGGUUUCACGUCAGCACAGCAAGCUGCUGCGGAUCCCGUCCUUCCUUCCGAAUCUGGAGGAGUCGCCCUUGCCGCCUGUACCUUCCAUAGCCAAAUCGGGAUCCCUGGACUCAGAACUCUCGGUGUCCCCAAAAAGAAACAGCAUCUCUCGGACACACAAAGAUAAGGGGCCUUUUUACAUACUGAGUUCCACCAGCCAGCCAAACAGAGCCCCAGAGGGUCAGAGCCAGACCCCGGUGCCCACGUCCACCUCCACCCGCCUGUUUGGGUUAGCUAAGCCAAAGGAGAAGAAGGAGAAGAAAAAGAAGAACAAAGGCAGCCGCUCUCAGCCCGGUGAUGGCCCUAUGUCAGAAGUGCCCACAGAGGGUGAAGAGAUCUUCUGCUGACCCUGCCCUCUGCCGUGGCCACUGCCUCCUGUCCUGGCCCGUGGUCACCAGCCCCACCUCUCCUCCUAUUCCUGGGUGUGGUCUCUUACCUUGGACACAGAGCUGCCCCACGUCCUGGACCAGGGGGACAAUGAUCUCGAAGGUCAGGGUGGGGCAGCAGACCCGGGCUCAGCGGCUCACACCGAAAAAGCGGCCCAGAAGUCCAGGCGAUGGCUUCAGACACGUCCGGAAUCUCUAGAGGCUGAAAGAAAUGUGGAAAUGAGGUCUGAACUGCUACCUUUUACUUGAGGGACACAAGCAACAGUCAAACGGCAGAUAGUUUGGACUUGGUCCGUGUACAUAGAGUUACCCUUCUGCAUAUACACGUGGGGUGUGCCAGAAUUAGGCGCCGUCUGUAGCGGAGGCCUGGUCCGCUUGGCACAGGAGGGGCCACCCGGCUCUGCUCCAGGAGCACGCGUGCCCUCGCCUCAUACACCCUCCUAGUCCUCCAAGGUGGUCCUGUCACCCUGCCCCGUGCACACCUCCUCCCUUUCUGCAUGUUUCAUUUUAGAAGGGAUGGCAAACGUUUGUGAAAACCAGUAAGAGAAGGGGUGAGGUGUUUAAAACGCAUAUAUAUAUAUAUAUAUAUAGGCAGAUCUAUAUAUAUGUGCAUGUGUGUGUACGUAUAUAUAUGAUCUGUACCACCUUCAUUUUAGUGUUUGUCAUUUAAAAAAAAAAAUCUAUAAUUUUAACGUGAAAUCCAAAGAAAUUAUAGUCUGGCUUUCCAGGAUGUUUGCCCACAUACUCUGGGCACAGACGAAGUAGAGAAGUCUCCACGUCCUUACUCCUGCAUGGUGACACUUUUUGGUUGUCACUGACCCACAGCCUCCUUGACACCAUCCCGAGGGCAGCGGCUGCCGCGGCAGCAAGGUUGUCCCCACCCCUGCACUAAGACAGUGGCCCCGUUGGUUCAGGGGAAGGCGUUCGGCCCCUCUGUCAUCGUCAUCAUUUUUAGACCAGUUCGGCCCGAGAGGUAGCCAGCCCCGGUGCGGCUGGGAAGCGUGCUCGUUCUGUAGCGGGAGGCCAGGCCGGGAUUUGACCUCUUGAAACGUUUCUCUAAUCUAAAGGUCUGUUGGUUACUGUACUCCGCCCCCUCGAAGGUGUGCCCGGACGCGGCCUGGUUUCCCUUCUGUCUCCUGCGCUGGCGGGGUCCCUGAUUGCUGGAGGCUCGCCGCAGUGCUAGAGCAGGACGGUUCUUGGAGGUCCUCGGAGCCCCCCUCUCCCUGCUGGACUCCAUACUCCCCGCACGGGGAGACCCUGGAAACGUCUGUGCUUUCCGUGUGCCCUCCCCUUCCUGCUCUUUGCCCCUCGGGAGCAUGGGUCUUUGAACAUACCUUUUAAGAAAACAAAAUCUGCAACUUGGUGCUUCUUGAUGAAUUGCAAGCUGGCCUUGCCGGUGGAGAUAUUUAUCUUUCAGUUUAUUUGAAAGAGGUCUGCUUUAAAAUUGUUAGCUUAGACUUAUUUAUUUUGUGUGUGUGUGUGUGUGUGUGUUGUGAGGGUGAACAUCCCAGCCCAACGGUUUCCGCUGUCUGGUCAGUGCAGAACGUGAACAGCGCUGCUCGCUCCUCCGUGUCUGUCAAAGUGCCUUGAGGGCCCAAAGGAAAGUUAAAGGUUGGGGAAGGGGAAUCCAUUUCCUUCCCUCCUCUCACCCCCCACCUCCUCCUUGGAUCAAGGGAUGUCUUCUCCCUUGCCUGAGUCAAGAAACUUGUCACCUGUGAGUUACAUCCACCUGUUUGUGUCUCAGAAACUUCUUAGCCUGCAGAAGCAGACUGUAAGAACAAAACCAGCUAAGCUAAUCAUCUUUUGAACCACGGUGUACCACCCGCCCCCCCCACCGGCCCCGAACAGUGAAAAGAUAGGUUACUUCCUGGCCUUGGUCCACACUGCUCUGAGCCACAGCCACGCCUGCCACGGUUCUCCUCGAAGCACAUGGAGCGCAGGGUCUGUCCCCCUCUGGGGCUCACCGUCCCGCUCGCCGUGGGCCGCUGGAGGGAAUGGCACCUGGGAGGGAAGGCUGCAUCCUUCCUGCUCGGUGUCACCGUAGGCCAGGCCCCUGUGUUCCCUGAGCUCGCACUGAGUGCUGGCGAGAUGGGCCCUCACGUCUGCUCGCCACUGACGCGCUGUGGACCCCGAGUUUCUGGCCCCUGCUGCCCAGCUUUUGAAAGUGUCUUUUACUCUCAACUAUGUUUGGGCUGCUUUGCGGGUGGUGGUGAUGGUGGUGGCUUUGCCUGCGCCCACCCGCGAGUCACUGAGCUCGCUCAGGUUCUGGGUAGACACGUGCAGAACCGGAUUUGGAGGGGAGCCUCCCGCGUCCGCCCCACCUGCCCACCUUCAUGGAAAGCCGAGUUCGCAGCGCAGAGAGACAACGGCUUCCUGGGAGCCGCGCUGUGACGGGUCUUUCUCGUCCCCUCCGGAAACUGCACUCCGGGACCUCCUUUGCCGGGCUCGGAGAGCUGCCGGGAUUGUUGCUGCUUGUGCUUGUCACCUUGAGAACCACUCUGGUUCCGGAGGCUGAGGCCUCAUCUGGGCUCUUUUCUUGUGAGAAGGGGUCGUCUGCCCCGGGGACUCGAAGGCCGUUCCCUGUUGUGUCGUCCAGGAAGCUCCAGAAAGCAAAUGUCUGACACCAGAGCCCCCAGAUUUCCAGAGUCUAGAGAAUAGAGAAGUUCCUGGAGGGAGGCUCAGUUCUGUCUCAAAAAAAUUCUAUCAUCUCAGAAGUUGUCAUCCCAGUUGGGUGACAUGCACUUUAAAUGCUCUCAUCUGUUGGCUGCUUUUUGGGGACAAUCAGCUAUGUGAACUCUUCUUCUUUGAAAACAGAGAGGGUUAAAAACAUGCAAAUUGCCAUGAUUCAGCCUUUGCCAACAUUCCAUUCUUUACCCCCAUGAGAGCGAUCUGUGGGGAAGAAAUCCUUAUCAAGAUUUUUUUUUUUUUUUUUUUUUUAAAGGUACGAAUCUUACCUUUCUCCCUCUUACGUCUCAGGGUAGCACCACUGACGUCGUCUCUUUGAGAAGAGAAUGUUCUCAUUCUCUUCCUGAGCCCCUAGGAGCUAGCAGGAAGCACAAAUUUUCAAGACCCUUGGGGUUUGUUGUACCUUUCCUGGGAAGGGGGGCAGGUAUGGCGGUGCAGGGGUUUAAUAAGGUGGACUCUGCCUUAAGCGAGGGGCAGAACCAUACCUUAGAGGCCAGGACUUGAUCCAGAAGUUGGGUGUUCACAGAAGUACUUAAUAUUUCAUUGCUUGGUCUCUAAGGCUUCUCCAUAGCCAGUUCUCUCUCCCGGAGGAUUUGGGCGUUUGCCCCAAGGAGGGCUUGCGGAGGGGGCUGAGUCCAUUCCAGUGUUGAUGGGUGACGGGUUGUGCCCAGGCCAGCCGAGCCCUGGGAGGGUGUUGGAGACACUGUUCUGGUGAUGGGCCUCUGGCCACACACACGUGGCUUGGACGGGCCCCCAGAGGGGAUCGGCGUCCUUGGCCUGUGGAAGCCCGGAACCAGCCCUGUAGGUUAGAUGGCAGUGGUUGAGUGACAUGUGUGCCUCGCGCGCCCGCCUUCCGGCUGGACACACACAUGCCGGUGGUGCUGGGCCCGCGCUCUCGCGCUCACUGACACACACAGAUGAGAGGAGGGCAAGGAGUUUGUUGUGGUUUGCGUCUUUUUUCUUCCAACAUCGCCAAACAUUCCUAGUUAACCAGAGCUUUGGGAUCUACUGCCUGCUGGCCAGGUUUUAAAGUGGAAAGUAUUUUAAUGCUGCCAUAAAAGUAAAAUCAAAAAAAUAAAGAAAAAGGAAGGGAAAAACAAAGCCUUCUUUCCUUGUACUCCUCUAAUUUAAUUUGUCAAAAGAUUGACAGGCCUUGAAUUAAUUCUCCAUCUCGCUAAGGUUGAAAGCUGGGCAAACCCAGCCGGCUAACGGCCUCCGGCCCCAGACCACGCCACCCUGCUCUGCACGCCCGGCCGAGCCCGGCCUGUGCCGGGGGCCCCUCUCUGCCGCGAAGCAGAGGGUGCUGCCCCCCCCCCCAACCCUGCCUCUUCACCCCCAAUACUCACCCGGCCUGAGCUCUCCUGCCUUUCACAGCCACCCGACGGGCCCGUCCGGUCAGCUUGCCCAUGGUCAUGGUUCAGCCUGUGGUUUCCCGUGUUCCUUACCCGCUGCGGGCGUGGGAGACGCCCGGACCUGCAGGAGGGCGAUUCCCGUACACCUUAUACCUCUGCUUUUGUGGUUUUCAACUGCUAGACAAACAUUUCUGUGCUAGAUUCUUUUAAAUAAAAAGGGGUUAAAACCCAGAUGCUGUAUAUUAAUUUGUAAUUAUGUAUAAAGUAAAGCAGUUUUAAACUGUAUAAAAAAUUUUUCAGUGUGUUUUCUGGGAUUUUGCCACAACAUACUGGCUUUGUAUUUUAUUUAUCUUCCUUUUUAGUUAUUGGCUUCAGACUCUACUUGUAAAGUCCCCUCCACCCUUUCAAAAAAUAAAUGUCCUUUAAGUUUCA